UCCUCCUCCUCCUCCUCCUCCUCCUCCUCGUCCUCCGUCGUGGUCCGGGCCGGUGUCGGGGCCGCGAUGUCGGCGGCUGCGGGCGGCGUCGGGGGUGAGGCGGGCGUCCCGGUCCGCUACUACCGGCUGGACGAGAUCCAGAAGCACAACCACAGCAAGAGCACCUGGCUCAUCCUGCACCACAAGGUCUACGACCUCACCAGGUUCCUGGAGGAGCAUCCUGGUGGGGAAGAAGUUCUACGGGAACAAGCUGGCCAAGAUGCCACGGAAAGCUUCGAAGAUGUGGGGCACUCCACAGAUGCCCAAGAAUUGUCAAAGUCAUUCAUCAUAGGGGAGGUUCAUCCGGAUGACAGAUCGAAACUGAAGAAGCCAGUGGAAUCCUUCGUUACUCCUGUUGAGGAUAAUUACAGUUGGUGGUCCAAUUGGGUCAUCCCGGCUUUGUCAGCACUCAUCGUGGCCUUGAUGUAUCGCUUCUUCGUGGCCGAAGCGUAAGGCCCCGACCGUAGGACCCGGUGUACGGAGGAACAGACGGACAAAAUCAAGACGCCAAUAUAACCAUCUCCUUUGCCCGAAUGAAACCCAGGCUCAUUUGAAAGAGAACUUUAACCUGUCAUUCCUAAUGGGUCUCCAUUCCCUUCCCCAUUGGCCCCGAAAACCAAAAACAGACUCUCCUGCUGUGCACUUAUUGGGGUGCAAUUUUUAUUCAAUCUCUUUAUAAGUCUCAGAAGGUUGCGUUGAUUCGCCUGGUCCGUUCCCUGGGUAAUGAACUAAUUACUGAUCGUACUAUGCUGCUCUUUGAAUUAGAUGACUGUUGUGCAAGUUUGUCUUUACUGCUUCCGAAAUCUUUAUCAGCUUCUGACACCACCUCUUGUUCAGGCCUAACCAGCCCCAGUUUACAGAUAUUUAGAAAAAAAACCCCUUGAUUUUCUGCAUUUUCAGCUUUACCUGUAACGGCCGCUGAGGAAGGAAAAGAGAAGCCUGCGAAUAUAAUAUAAAUUGUUGGACUAAUUGUUCUUUUUAUAUAAGGGUGGUGGGAGGGAUCGAUGCCCAGAAGGAGGUGAUUUUUUGAUUGAUCCUGAAACCGCAAGAGACGACUGUCACCAGUCCAAUAAGACUGUUCUCCAUCCUCUUCUGUAUUCAGGCGCUUUGGAAGAGUUCCUGCUGAGACUUUCUAGUUAUUUCCGUUUUCUCUGGGGCUGGGGAGAAGUGGGGGGGGCAAUCUGAUCGGAAGAUAAAUGAGAACCUAACCAACACUCGUAUGCGUGGUUGUUGCUUUGGGCAGUAGAACGAUUUCUUCAGAUUUAAGGUGGAGGAAGGGGUUGAGGACCGGGUAUCAUUUUGGGGAGCAGUUCUGCAAACAGAUGGACAGAGAAUGAUAUGCCCUUACUGGACUGACUUUGAAGGACAGAAUUUUAAAGGAUUUCAAUUGCUUCCUGUCCUGUGUUCACACCUUUCUCCCUCACUAAGGGGUUGUUGAUAUUAUCGCAAACACUAAAAAGUAACUGUGGCGCAUUAACUGGGAUCAUGUAUCUUUUUGGUGACGAAUGGAAGAGGCAACGUAUAUGAGAGCAAGUCAGAACCUCUUAAAAUGCCUUUUGGAAAGGUGGAUCAUUGCUUUAUUACUAUGUAGGCGUAGCUUUUAAUAACACUCUGCCUACCUCCUCCUGCUCAGUCUCGUAGGACCUCUAAACUCAAAGGACUUCAAACGUAACUGUCCAUUUUUUAUGAUUAAGCAUAGACUGUAGACAGUGCUUGUAUUAAUAAUGGAGAAAGACCCUUUCAUAUAAUUUUGAAUAAACAUUUACCUGAUUAAAAAAA
Messenger RNA from Ornithorhynchus anatinus (platypus), 1818 nucleotides. Its product is annotated as cytochrome b5. Bases 67 to 492 code for a protein of 141 amino acids. Gene Ontology annotation, molecular function: heme binding. Lineage: Eukaryota; Metazoa; Chordata; Mammalia; Monotremata; Ornithorhynchidae. Gene Ontology annotation, cellular component: mitochondrial outer membrane; intracellular membrane-bounded organelle. The transcript is spliced from 5 exons. The record is from RefSeq and is a predicted model, not a curated record.